This is a messenger RNA of Arachis ipaensis, 2070 nucleotides long. The record is from RefSeq and is a predicted model, not a curated record. NCBI's taxonomy places the organism in Eukaryota, Viridiplantae, Streptophyta, Magnoliopsida, Fabales, Fabaceae.
CACACUCAUUCAGUCAUUCUCCAUUUUCCUUUUCCCACAAAGAAACACAAACCCUAAGAAACACAAAUUCUGUACCUCGCCGUUACAGACUCACAUUACAUACACCUCGGCUCAGACCUCACUCACUCUCACCAUCACAUGCCAAGUUGUUGACGUCAUCUGCCGCUCCUCUUAGACGUCAUUUCCACUUCUUCUUCUCGAUUUUAUAUUUGUUCAGUUGAUUUUAACUUUUAAUUUGAAGGUCAACAAUGUCAGCUUCAUAUCCUGAGGAUGUUCAAAGCAGUGACCCAGGAUUUACUAGUGCUACUCCGUCCACUUUUGAAUCAGUUAGAUCUUCAGGACAGUCGGAGUCGAUGCCGCUGCCACAGCCGCAGUCCCAACCACAAACACAGACAUAGACGCAGCCACCAUCGCUGUCGCCACGCAGUGAUCAGAACAAUGAAGGAACUAGAUCUAAGAGGAGGAGGAGCAAAGCAAAUGUUACUGAUGAGUCAACUAAUCCUGGCCAGUCUGAGGAACCAGGUACAGGUAACACUAAAAAACCUGUUAGACCUAGAUCUUGGACUUGGGAGCAUUUUAAAAAAGAUGAAAGUGGUCCUAAAUCUAGGGCUAUAUGUAAGUGGUGUGGAGCAUCUUAUGCUGCUGAUUCACAUAAAAAUGGUACUAGCAAUCUUAAAAGUCACUUGUUGAGUCGGUGUAGAAAAUUUUCAAAAGAUUCACUUGAUCCCACACAAAAAGCACUUGUUAUACAGCAACUUAAAAAAGAAGAAGGAAAUGGGAUGGGUAAUUGUUUGACUGUUGUAUCAUUUAAUCCUGAUUUAUGUAGACAAGCUCUUGCUAGAAUGAUAAUUGUAGAUGAGUUGCCUUUUAGAUUUGUCGAAGGAGAGGGGUUUCGUUAUUUCAUGAGUGUUUUGCAGCCAAGACUCCAUAUUCCGGGCAGAAUAUCAGUUGCUAAGGAUUGUUGAAACUUGUUCAUGAAUGAAAAACAUAAGUUGAAGAGUGUCUUUAUAAAUUCAAAUCAAAGUGUGUGUUUGACCACUGAUUGUUAGACUUCUGUACAAAAUCUAAACUAUCUUUGCCUCACUGCACAUUUUAUUGAUCAAGAUUGGAAGUUGCAAAAGAGAAUUCUUAACUUUUGUCUUAUCAAGAAUCAUAAAGGUGAAACAAUUGGUAGAAAGAUAGAAAAAUGUCUUUUAAAUUGGAGAAUAAGUAGGGUCUUUAGCAUCACAGUUGAUAAUGCUAGUUCAAAUGAUGUUGCCAUUUGUUACUUGAAAGGUAGAAUGGAGGAUUGGAAUUCACAUCCUUUAAAAGGUGAACAUUUGCAUGUUAGGUGUUGUGCUCAUAUCUUGAACUUGGUGGUGAAUGAUGGUUUGAAGGAUAUGCAUUCUUCAAUUAGUAAAAUUAGAAAUGCUGUUAGAUAUGUCCGUGCUUCUCCUAGUCGUAUGGAUAGGUUUAAAAGUUGCAUUAAAGAGGCUAGGAUCCAAGACUGCUCUUGUGUGCAAUUAGAUGUCCCCACUAGGUGGAAUUCCACUUACAUAAUGCUUGAUAGUGCUUUAAAAUUCCAAAAAACCUUUAAGAGAUUAAGUGAGAGGGAUGCUGAGUUUGUAAUGAUGCAAGGGGGCAUUCCAAAGAAUGAAGAUUGGGAUAAUGCAAGAUGCUUUGUGAAGUUUUUGAAGAUUUUUUCUGAUGUAACAAAAAAAGUCUCGGGUUCCACAUUUGUGACCUCUUCUUCAUAUUUUCAUCACUUUUGUUCAAUUCUUAGUUCUUUGAAGACUUGGGCUGAUAGUAAUGACAUAUUACUUAAGGGUAUGGCUACAAAAAUGAAGGCUAAACAUGAUAAAUAUUGGGGUAACUUGAGGAACAUGAAUAUGAUGAUUUUUGUUGCUGUGGUACUUGACCCUAGAUAUAAGAUUAAGUUUGUUGAGUGGAGUUUUCAAAGGUUGUUUGAGAAGGAGGAUGCUGAUUUCUUAUGUGGUAAGGUGAAGGAAGUAUUCAAUGGCUUGUUCAACAGCUAUAGGGUUGUUCUCAAUAGUGAUCAAGCACACUAAUCUGCACAACACAGCCCAGAUG